AGGGGAGGGAUCGUCAACGGCGACACCAUAAAUGAUACAAACCAACGCGGACAAGGGACUCCACCACCACCACCAACUUCCCCUCAAAAUUUCUGUCUUCAUUCUUUCUCCGCACUCAGCUUACCAUUUGUAAAUUACAAAAUUGCAAUUGGAUUACCCGCCCGCCUCUUAUCCUGAUAUCGAAAUGUAGCCUUUUAAUUUUUAGUGUAUUAUAAUUUUUCUACGGCUACAUUCAAUGCAAAUGAAAAUUUUGCGCUGCCGUUACCGAUACCCAAAAAAAAUGGAAGAAAGAACAAUUACUCCUACAAAUAUUGAAAAGCUGGAAAGAUUUGAAUACUCGAACACUUUGCAGGAGUUAUAAUAAUAAUAAAUAAUACUCCUCUUCCUUUCUCUUUAAUUUUAAUUUUUAAACCGUGUUCUCUAUUACAUUCAUCACCUUCACUCGGCCUCGUUUUGCCAUUUCGAAUUACUCUGCACAAAGGUCCUCAAUACGCUGUCGUUUUCUUGUAGAAACAACCUUGUUUUGUCUUUAAAUAAGGCUCAUUGAAAUAACCGGAGAUUUUCAGCUGAUACAAGUUUUUAGAUAAUCAUUUUCGCUGUUGAUUACACUACCAUGAAGCAUAUGUUGAACCGGAAAAUUUUUUUUUUAGGCUUUGAUUUUACACAUCUUAUUCUGACGGAUUGAAGAGAGAUAUCUACUGUUCAUUUCUCGUUAUUUCGAUUAUCUCUACCGCAACAGAGCACGAAUUUUCAGUAGAACUUGGCUCUUUUUUUUUUUUUUUUUGUUGGUUUCCCUCCUGGUGUAGAAUCGUCGAUACUGAGAGUUUCAAGCGGAGUAUUAUUCUUAGCUGAAUGGUGUCAAAAGAUGCCAAGCAUUAGAGCUCCAGCUGCCAAGAGGACGACGACUCUCACGGUAGCUGUGAAAUGUCGGCCAUUGACAGAAAGAGAUCGUGGCCGAAAUAUAAUUAGAGUUCAUAACGAUAAGGAAGUACUUGUUUUGGAUCCUGACCUAUCAAAGGACUAUCUGGAUCGCAUACAGAAUAGAACUAAAGAACGCAGAUAUAAUUUUGAUUACGUCUUCGGCCCUAUCUCAACGAAUUUGGACGUAUACCAAAGAAGCAUACAUUCUACAAUAGCAGGGGUGAUUCAAGGUCUGAAUGCAACUGUAUUUGCUUAUGGUUCAACAGGAAGCGGUAAAACAUAUACAAUGGUAGGGACUCAAGAUGACCCUGGACUUAUGGUUCUCAGUCUUAAAACAAUAUUUGAUCUUAUAAAGAAAGAUAAUAGCUGCGAUCAAUUUGAAGUUACUUGUUCUUAUCUUGAAGUUUACAAUGAGGUUAUCUAUGACUUGCUUGAAAGGUCAUCAGGUCACCUGGAACUCAGAGAAGACCCAGAGCAAGGAAUAAUUGUUGCUGGCCUUAGAUGCAUCAAGGUAAACUCAGCUGAUAAGAUUCUAGAACUUUUGAAUUUGGGGAACAGUAGAAGAAAAACUGAAAGCACUGAAGCUAAUGAAACUUCAUCCAGAUCACAUGCAGUUUUGGGGAUAAAUGUGACAAGGAAACAGAGUAAGAAGUAUCCCAAUCAGGUCAUUAGGGGAAAACUUUCCCUUGUCGAUCUUGCUGGCAGUGAACGAGCAUCUGAAACAAAUAGUGGAGGCAAAAAGUUGAGAGAUGGUGCCAAUAUUAAUCGAUCUCUUCUUGCACUAGCAAACUGCAUAAAUGCCCUUGGCAAGCAACAGAAAAAGGGUCUAGCUUAUGUUCCUUAUAGAAACAGCAAAUUGACACGGAUUCUUAAAGAUGGUCUGAGCGGUAAUUCCCAAACAAUAAUGAUUGCUACAGUAUCACCAGCCGAUAGUCAGUAUCACCACACAGUUAAUACGUUAAAGUAUGCUGACCGAGCAAAAGAAAUCCGGACACACAUCCAGAAAAAUAUCGGCACCAUAAAUACACACGUGUCAGACUACCAAAGGAUGAUCGACACUCUACAGAAUGAAGUGAGCCAGUUGAGAAAGGAGUUAUCAGAAAAAGAAUCUCAACUGAGUGCUAAGCCUGCUGAGAAAUCUGUGGAUGAUGAAAUGUCAUGGUUGGAUGGGUUGAGCCAAGAAACCAGUGAAAAUGUUCAGGAAAGGAUAAACUUGCAGAAGGCUCUAUUUGAACUGGAGGAAACUAACCUUCAUAACCGCACUGAACUCCAACAACUUGAUGACGCUAUUGCAAAACAGCAGGAAAUUGAAAAAGAUGGAGCAGUUGUGCAGGCUUUGAGACAGAGGCGGCAAGUGAUUCUUGACAAUAUCCGUGACAAUGAUGAACUUGGUGUCCAUUACCAGAUGGAAAUUGAAGCAAAUGAGAAGCGCAGGCAUCAGCUACAAGAAAUGAUUGAAGAUGCAAUCAGCAACAAUGGCAACAAAACCUAUUUGCGAGUUCUGAGUCAAUACAGACUCCUGGGAAUUGCAAACACUGAGCUCCAGUUUGAAAUGGCUAUGAGAGAUCAAAUUAUUUGCAGCCAGAGGGAAGCACAGAGGAAUAUGUGGAAUCUGCUGCUGAGUUUGGGACUUGAUGAGAAGCAGUUAUUGGAGCUUACCGAGAAACAAGGGAUUACAAUUGAAGACUAUAUGCCAACGCCUCAAGUUGGAGUAAGAUACUAUCAGCCUUCAUUAGAUAUGGGAUGUGGAAGAUACUCACCUUCAUCUUGUUCCACGAAUAAUAAGUUGCACACUAGAGCACCCUGUGGUUUUCCACAACACCAAAACUUGAGUGUCAGGUCACUUUCCAAGGACAACUGGACAGCGCCUGGUACAUAUUGCGGAGAGGAGCAUCAUAGUUCAUAUUAUUACAUGUCUCUCAAUCACUCACCGGCAGCAUACAUGAGGAUUAGUAGUCAGCACUGGUUUGGAAAUGGGCCUAACUCACAGUACUGCACCCCUGAUAGAUCUCCUCUUUAUUUGCGUAACUCAUUCCCACAGAUGAGAACCAUGGUCUCGCCUUACAGCAAUAGUAGGCAGGAGCAGGAGCAGGAUAUAUGGACAAACUCUAUCAGUCAACAAAAUCAAGCAACUCUGGGAGUGGGAAUGCAUACUAGUCAGGACACCCAGGGAAGAACCAAUAUGACUUGUGCUAGCGACAUGUAUAAUGUGUUUAGAAAUAGGCCAUUUGAGAAUAUUCCUGCCGGUCCUCAACUUGUUUCUGCAAAAGCCAAUUCCUCUAAUCCACCAGAGACAUCACAGCUACCUUCUUUUGUUACUUCGAGAAAAAGUUCAUUUAGUCCCUGACUGUUGAUUCUUAUCUCUCCAAAGUUCAAAAAACUUUAUGCCGACUGCCUAAUCUCUUAGCCUCCUCUUCAUGUCUUUGCGCCCGAGGAUUGUACAUAAUUUUGACUAUACUAGGAGUUAGGACCAUCGAGAGAUGAUUGUAGCCAAGGGCAAACAGCCGAGUCCUUAUUCUGUCCCUUUUCUUGUCCCCUGCGAUUCAUAUCAUUCUUUUACCUUCUCUCUGUUUCAGAAUGUUUCCUGAACUACGUAGGCUCGUGAUUUUGAAUGGGAUUUAAUUGUACAUAUAUGUGGCAGAGGGUAGUAGUAGCAGCAGCCCCUGAAUUAUCUGUAAUGGAGCAGCGGUAAAGGCACUCCUUCAAACUUCCAUCAGAAAACGGAGAAAUCUAGAGGCUGGUUUCUUCUAGCGUAGAAUUUUUGACAAACAUUGUUGCAAAGCUCGAAGAAUAUUUUGCCACUCGAGUUGCAGCUUCAAUUUUUAUGGGCUACUUCCCUUACAGAUUUCAUAUGUACAAUGCAUUUGAUUGUGCGCCUGAAGGCGUCAUUAUUAGCAUUAGUUACAAAUCAUCACAACAAACUAUUACUACUA
This is a messenger RNA of Coffea arabica (coffee), 3854 nucleotides long. Its product is annotated as kinesin-like protein KIN-8B. The record is from RefSeq and is a predicted model, not a curated record. Gene Ontology annotation, biological process: microtubule-based movement. NCBI's taxonomy places the organism in Eukaryota, Viridiplantae, Streptophyta, Magnoliopsida, Gentianales, Rubiaceae. Gene Ontology annotation, molecular function: ATP binding; microtubule binding; microtubule motor activity.